AUGACACUUCCCAUGAGUGAACAUCCCAUCUUCUCUCCUAACACUACAAAUAUGAUAUACCACAAAAAGUCAGCCUCAUGCACUGCAAUUCCUAGCUACACAGAAUUGCAUUCAAGGACUACAUCGAUGACUAGCAUGUCUGGCAGCGGUGCUGUCUCAUCCGAGAUCACACAACGUCCUCCUAAGCUUGAACACCAUCCCAAUCAAAACUUAAGCACAAGUACCAGCAGCUCACAAACCCCCAGGAACAACGCAUCAUCACAGAGUACAUCUGCUGAGCAGAAUAGUAGUUUUUCUAAAGAUGUAGUAAAAAGUGAAUUGUCUUCUAUGCUCAUUCAGAGUAACAUGUUCUCCCUACCAACUGUCUGCAUCUUCUCACAGAGCGCAUUAGCCAAUGAAUAUUCAAAUGAAACCGAGAUUGCUCCAUUUGUUUACCCAGUUACAACAUCUCUGGAACAUAUAACAAUGCUUAUUGGUAUGCUUCAAUCACUGCUGAGAGUGGUUGAUGAGACAUCUACGGGGGAAGAGGAAGAAGAGGACGAGGAAGAAGAGGACCAGGAUGAUGAAGGAAGUGGGGAGUGGGAUAGUGAGGAUACUAUGCUGGAUGAAAAAAGUGAGGAUAAUGUAUCAGAUACAGGCAAUUUUGCCAUCCUUGGGUUAGGCGCAUUCAAGGUUUCAUUGUGGAAUAAGAUGUGCGACCACAUUCUAGAUGGAAUAGUUUAUAAAGAUGAUCUGUGCUUGGUCAUCAUAAUGUCCCCACGAUUUUCAGAUCGAAUGAUCACAAAACAUAUGCAGCUUUUAAAAAAAUCUUUGUCCGAAUCACAGCUUAUAAAACGGAGCUUUUCUACGGAUAAAGUUGGCGAGCAUUUGGUAUCGUUGGCCCAUUAUUGGUUUGAUCAGCCAGAUGAUGAUGAUAAGGACAUUUGA
Messenger RNA from Phycomyces blakesleeanus NRRL 1555(-), 927 nucleotides. RefSeq lists its product as hypothetical. The coding region runs from base 1 to 927 and encodes 308 amino acids. The record is from RefSeq and is a predicted model, not a curated record. The transcript has 3 exons. Lineage: Eukaryota; Fungi; Mucoromycota; Mucoromycetes; Mucorales; Phycomycetaceae.